Molecule: messenger RNA, 4102 nt
Organism: Rhagoletis pomonella (apple maggot)
Lineage: Eukaryota; Metazoa; Arthropoda; Insecta; Diptera; Tephritidae
Product: ubiquitin-protein ligase E3B
Exons: 12
Coding region: 213-3452 (1079 amino acids)
Biological process (GO): protein polyubiquitination; ubiquitin-dependent protein catabolic process
Molecular function (GO): ubiquitin protein ligase activity; protein binding
Source: RefSeq, a predicted model, not a curated record
CCCUGGUCAUAUUUAGUAAUUUUUUAUACAAUUUGUACACAGUACACAUAAAGGCAUUGAAGACAGGAAAAAUUGAGUAAUAGUUUAGCAAAAGGCCGAAUGGAAUAUCCAACAUGUGAUUUGAACGGUCUUGGAAGCAUUAUGUUUAUGCAAAAUUGAUUUGAUAGGAACACUAGUCUCUCCAGAACUCCCAUAUCAGUUUAGAUAAGAGAAUGUUCGUUCCUUCUGAAUCGCAAAAAAAAUCCUUUUUGGAGCACACCAAAGCUGCGAGAGAGGAGCGUGCAUUGGAGAAACGUCGUGAAGGGGCAGCUGUGCGAAUACAGGCUCAAUGGAAAGGAUAUGUGACUCGUAGGCAGUAUCACAAUCAAAUAAUAUCCGAUUUAGAUCAUUUGAUAGCGGCAGAAGGAAAUGAAAAGGAUGUUGAGCUUAUGCCAGCAAUAACUGUGUAUCCUGUUGUACGCCGGUUCCUCACGUAUUUUCAAAGCAAAAAGCAAGCGCUCGAGGGUGAACAGUCGCGUGAGAGGUUUGAAUGUUUAUGUCGGUAUCUAAAUAAAGCCAUGGAAACCGAUUCUCCAAAAAUGUCAUACGCAGCUUUAUGUUUGCAUAAAGAUAAGAGUUUGCCAUGGCUGGCGCACAUCAAAUCAUUACUCAGUCUGUGCUGUCAAAUGUUGCAGGACCUUAAGCCGGAAAAUCAUACAGAUAGUAUUUCUUUGGCACUCUACUUGCACACUUUGGUGGUUUUUACAUCGCCAAAAUCGUGGGGCAUUCUUCGAAGUAAGCAAUUCGAAAAAUUACAACCCGCUUUACAGAAAAUAUGCUGCAAUAUUCAGGGUAAAUUAGUACAAAAUGGAUUUUUCAAAACAAUGCGUUCGAUUAUGUUAAAAGGCACAGCACGCGAAGACCUUUCCAUUAAACCUGUAUCGAUCAAAGCUAUAAUGACUCUGUCUACACGCCCUCUAAUUGAUGGCGAUUUCAGUCGCAAUUUACUCACUCAAUUUUUGGGUGAAAUCUUAUCUGUUCCGGCACUGGUGUACCAUCUGAAUAUAAUCACUCCGCAAUGCAUAGAACAACUUACAUCAAUGGAGAUACUAAAACGUUUCCUUCAAGCUGCCGAUGACGCAACCUUUUUCUCUGAAUUUACAAACAGCAUGCCAGGAACUAAAUUGCUAGCAUUUUUGGCGAACGUUGUAAAUCUAUUUACAAUUGAAAGUCCUCUAGAAGCAAAAGAGCUCGCGUAUCCCCUUUUUACGAAUGCAACUACUGUGCUUCUGGAAAAUAUACCCAACACAGUAUCUAGUAAAGGAGUAUUCACGCAAUGGCAUGAACUUCUUGGCUGGCAUACUCCCUCGUUGGAUCCUGCACAAAAUCAAAAUGUAGCUUUGAUCAAAAAACAGUUUCAUUUGCUAUGGGGUCAUCGAUGCAUCAAGGUCUUGUUAGUAGACUUACUUCGAAACAUUAAUGCGACCUACGAACGAAUAGAAUUUCAACCACCGACACAUGCAUCUACUAGCAACUUAAUCCGACGAGCAUUGGAUCGCGGCUCAACACGAGGAAAUUUCACAAGAGGCAGCAGAACAUGGCGUCGGCUGGAUGGCAAUGAAGUUGAACAAGUGUCGCGCGUAUGUGCAAUGUUUUAUGCUGCGCUAAAUACGCUUUCACAACUAAGGCUAGAUAUAUUAACAGGCAUCUGUUACAAUGAUAACGUUUUGUAUGAUCUGUGGCUACUUCUUACAUCGCUCGGCCCGAAUUGUGGGAUGAAGGAAUUUACGGAACUGUUAAAGCAGGAAAACGCCUUGAAAAAACCCCAAAUCGCAAUGUUGAUGCUAUUUUGUGAUAGCAUGACUCAUUACGUUACCAUUUUAGAUGAAUAUGAAAUGUAUACCGAACAAAAACCAUUUCUUCUCAAUGACUUCGUGAUGCUCACUUACUUCCUGAACAACAUACUAUUUAAAAUAAUAAACGAAAACUUGUUAGCUUUUUUUUCAACAGGAACAAAAAAUGUCACACAAUGUCCAGUCUUCGUAUCCUUGCAUACGUUGCUGCUGUGUCUUUAUCGACGUGAUUGCCGUCGCUCAUUUGCGCCAAGUAACCAUUGGCUUAUACCCGAAGUGAAGCCUUCGACAUUUAUCAGUGAUUUGGAAAAAGCUAAACGACACGCAGUGAUUUUGCUGCAGAAAAUGCCCCAUAUAAUUCCACAUGAAGAUCGUGUCAAACUAUUUCGAAAGUUCGUCCAGAAUGAGAAGGCGGUAAUGGGCUUGACGGAGAGCGCCUGCGCAUCACCACGUUCCGCACUGAUUGUUGUGCAUCGCGAUCGCAUUGUGGAGGACGGCUACCGCCAGUUGGCUGCGCUGAGGCCACAUGCAUUGAAAGGUGUCAUUCGUGUACGUUUUAUCAAUCAGCAAGGCCUGCACGAGGCCGGUAUUGAUCAAGAUGGAGUUUUCAAAGAAUUUCUGGAGGAAACAAUCAAGAAAGUGUUUGAUCCGUCGUUAAAUUUAUUCAAAACGACCUCUGAUCAACGGCUAUAUCCUUCCCCUAUAUCAUAUGUGCAGGACAAUCAUUUGCAGCUGUUUGAGUUUGUCGGACGAAUGUUGGGCAAAGCCGUGUAUGAGGGCAUAGUUGUUGAUGUUCCUUUCGCUUCGUUCUUUCUCUCUCAGCUUUUGGGACAAACACAUCAGGCGCUGUACUCUUGUAUGGAUGAGCUGCCUUCUUUGGACAACGAACUCUAUCGCAGUCUCACUUUUAUUAAGCACUACAAGCAAGAUGUGUCUGAUUUAAAUUUAACCUUCUCGGUUGAUCAGGACGUAAUGGGAAAGAUUGUAACGCAUGAGCUGCAUCCCGGUGGGAAAGCUCGCUCCGUCACUGAUCACAACAAACUGGUUUAUAUCCAUUAUAUGGCUUACUUUCAUAUGAACACACAAAUCCGCGAACAGACUCAGGCUUUUAAUCGUGGGUUUCGCAGUAUUGUCAAUCCAGAAUGGUUGUCUUUAUUUUCUCCUCCUGAAUUACAACGUCUCAUUUCUGGCGAUACAGUGCCAUUAGAUCUGCGAGAUCUACGAAAGCAUACACAGUAUUAUGGCGGCUUUCACGAUUCUCAUCGGGUCGUCGGCUGGUUAUGGGACAUCUUAGCCAAAGAUUUCACCGAGGAAGAGCGCAAAUUGUUUCUUAAGUUUGUAACUAGUUGUUCAAAACCUCCACUGUUAGGCUUUGCCAAUCUUGAGCCGCCGUUUUCUAUUCGCUGCGUUGAAGUUGGUGACGACGAGGACACUGGAGACACUAUUGGCAGUGUCAUACGUGGCUUCUUCACCAUACGCAAGAAAGAUCCUCUGAAUCGCUUGCCAACGUCAUCCACCUGCUUCAAUUUAUUGAAAUUGCCAAACUACCAGAAGAAGUCCACACUGCGCGACAAAUUACGCUACGCUGUUAGCAGCAACACAGGAUUUGAGCUAUCCUAAAUCAUUUUUUUAGGCUAAAAUGUUGUGUGCACCCCAAGACCAAUGAGUGGCGGUUCCCUUAAUGAGUUACAAAAUGUAAAUUCCUUUAGCAACAAGACAUAACUAGAAGUACGAGUAUCAUGUAACAAAGCAUUUUCCAAAGUACCACCAUAAUGGCUGCUGUUUCGAGUUUCUACAUAUCAGCUAGUUUCCGAUUUUAAUACUUGAGACGUGGGCGGUAUCCAUUAAUUUCACUUUCGGGGGCAAACAUAAAUGCUCAACUUUAUAAUCACAUGUUUUUGUUUUAUCGGUCGGGGUUAGUUUUUUUUUGCGAUUUUUUUAAGAUUUAUUUUAAGUAGUUUUAUGGAUUUUAAAUUUUAUUUCAGAAAUAGUUGAGUUUUGUUCACAGUUUGUAAGCUAAUUUUCUCUUUGAUGUCGUGCAUAUGUAUUGUGUUCGGGAGUUUUAGAUAACUGUGAUAAACAAGUUUACAUAACAUUACCAGAAUGUAAUAUUUGUCCACUUUCACAUAAAUAUAUGUAUGUAUAUUAUUGGUGUUAUUGGAAUAUUAAGAAACUAUGUACAUAUGUAGCUGAGUAUGUGCAUACAGAUAUAUGUAUGUAAGAAAAUAAAUUUCAAUAAAUCGAUUACACUGUGUGACAGUGAAAAAACA